GGCCUGGGGGGGCAGGGGCUGGGCCUGGGGACCAGCCUCUACACAGAGGUCUGGCUUUUCUGCCAUUUCAAGGCUCACUCUCACCCUCACCCUCCCACCCCGAUAAAAGAGGGGACAGAGGGGGCUUGGUGAGAUGCCCUGAAGUCUGUGCCCUCUGAACCCUGCAGCCAGGUCCCCGGGCUGGGGACCGGCUGGAUGGGAGCUCAGGCCCCAGGCUGGUCAGAAGCUGCCUCUCACACUGGCUUUCCCCACAUCUUGCAGCCUGUGGUAGCUUGGGUCUGGGGCACCAUGGCCCAGGCCCUGGGGGAGGACCUGGUACAACCUUUCGAGCUGCAGGAUGACUCAAGCUCUUUGGGGUCCGACUCAGAGCUGAGUGGGCCUGGCCCAUAUCGCCAGGCUGAUCGCUAUGGCUUCAUUGGGGGCAGCUCAGCAGAGCCAGGGCCAGGUCACCCUCCUGCAGACCUUAUCCGCCAGCGGGAGAUGAAGUGGGUGGAGAUGACCUCACACUGGGAGAAAACCAUGUCUCGGCGGUACAAGAAGGUCAAGAUGCAGUGCCGGAAAGGCAUCCCCUCAGCUCUCCGGGCCCGCUGCUGGCCCCUGUUGUGUGGAGCCCAUGUAUGUCAGAAGAACAGCCCUGGCACCUAUCAGGAACUGGCCGAGGCCCCUGGAGACCCACAGUGGAUGGAGACCAUCAGCAGGGACCUACACCGCCAGUUCCCCCUACACGAAAUGUUUGUGUCACCUCAGGGUCACGGGCAGCAGGGGCUCCUGCAGGUCUUGAAAGCCUAUACGCUGCAUCGGCCGGAACAGGGCUACUGUCAGGCCCAGGGUCCCGUGGCUGCCGUGCUACUCAUGCAUCUGCCCCCAGAGGAGGCCUUCUGGUGCCUGGUACAGAUCUGCGAGGUCUACCUCCCCGGCUACUACGGGCCCCACAUGGAGGCCGUGCAGCUGGAUGCUGAGGUGUUCAUGGCCCUGCUUCGGCGGCUGCUCCCUCGCGUGCACAAGCAUCUGCAGCAGGUGGGCGUUGGGCCUCUGCUCUACCUGCCCGAAUGGUUCCUGUGCCUCUUCGCCCGCUCCCUGCCUUUCCCCAUCGUGCUGCGCGUCUGGGACGCCUUCCUCAGUGAGGGUGUGAAGGUCCUGUUCCGCGUGGGGCUGACGCUGGUGCGCCUGGCGCUGGGCACCACAGAACAACGCCUGGCCUGCCCAGGGCUCCUGGAGACCCUCGGUGCGCUACGAGCCAUCCCCCCAACCCAGCUGCAGGAGGAGGUCUUCAUGUCCCAGGUGCACAGCAUGGCCCUGUCUGAGCAGGACCUGCAGCGGGAGAUCAGGGUCCAGCUGGCCCGGCUGCCUGAGUCGACGUCCGGGCCACCCCCCAGGCCUCAGGCUCGCCUGCCUGGGGCCCAAGCCAUCUUUGAGGCCCAGCAGCUGGCAGGGGCACAGGGGAGUGCUAAGCCCGAGGUGCCUCGGAUAGUGGUGCAGCCCCCAGAGGAGCCCAGGCCACCACGGCGCAAGCCCCAGACCCGAGGCAAGACUUUCCACGGGCUCCUGACUUGGUCCAGGGGUCCUCCUAUUGAGGGCCCCCCCAGGUCUCAUCGAGGCUCCACAUCCUUCCUGGAUACCCGAUUCUGAAGGUUCCACUUCUGAGGAUAUUGUGGACUCGGUGUCCGCUAACCCCAGUUGCCUGAUUGGCUGAUGCCAGCCUCAAAGAUGGCACUGCACUUUACUGCUGGGACUUGGCAACUCGGCUCCCUUCCCACGGACUGUCAGACACAAGGAUGAAGGAAGGUCACAGAGUGUGGUUUCAGGGCCCCAGGCCUGCCCUUCACCCGCGGAGCUGCCCUGGUACCCGGGCCCUUGCAAGCAUGGGAGCUGGCAUGGAAGGAGUGUGGGGCUAGGGGCACCUGGCAGGGCUAGGGGACCCCAAAGGGCUCCUGGGGAGGCCUAGAAUAAAGUCUGAACAAAACCCUA
Molecule: messenger RNA, 1968 nt
Organism: Canis lupus familiaris (dog)
Lineage: Eukaryota; Metazoa; Chordata; Mammalia; Carnivora; Canidae
Gene: TBC1D10C
Product: TBC1 domain family member 10C
Exons: 9
Coding region: 196-1629 (477 amino acids)
Source: RefSeq, a predicted model, not a curated record